Messenger RNA from Solanum verrucosum, 1046 nucleotides. RefSeq names its product peroxidase 66. Lineage: Eukaryota; Viridiplantae; Streptophyta; Magnoliopsida; Solanales; Solanaceae. Gene Ontology annotation, biological process: response to oxidative stress; hydrogen peroxide catabolic process. Gene Ontology annotation, cellular component: plasmodesma; plant-type cell wall. Gene Ontology annotation, molecular function: heme binding; peroxidase activity. Bases 14 to 967 code for a protein of 317 amino acids. The transcript is spliced from 3 exons. The record is from RefSeq and is a predicted model, not a curated record.
UUAAGCAUAAUUAAUGGCUCCUUUUUCUACAAUCUUUUUUCUUAUUUUGUUAAUAGUCCCUCUAUGCAGUGCAACUCUUGGAGUUCAAUACUAUGAUCAAACAUGUCCUCAUGCUGAAGAUAUUAUUUAUCAAACAAUUCGCAAUGCUUCGUUUUUUGAUCCUAAAGUCCCAGCACGUAUUCUCAGGAUGUUCUUCCAUGAUUGUUUCAUUAGAGGAUGUGAUGCAUCAGUUCUACUGGAUUCAACACCAGAAAACAAAGCAGAGAAAGAUGGUCCGCCUAACCUCUCUCUUGGAGCUUUCUAUGUGAUUGAUGCUGUCAAAACUAACCUCGAAAAGGCUUGCCCAACAACUGUUUCUUGUGCUGACAUAGUUGCCAUCGCAGCUAGAGAUGUCGUGGCCAUGUCUGGAGGUCCAUACUGGAAUGUACUAAAAGGAAGAAAAGAUGGAAGGGUGUCAAGGGCCAAUGAGACAGUAAACUUACCUGCUCCAUCCUUCAACACAAGCCAACUCAUUCAGAGCUUUGCCAACAGGGGAUUGGGAGUGAAAGAUUUGGUUGCUCUUUCUGGUGGACACACACUUGGAUUCUCACACUGCUCUUCAUUUGAAGGCAGACUUCAUAACUUCAGCUCAGUGCACGACACUGACCCGAGCUUGAACGCAGUAUUUGCACAGAGCUUAAAGCAGAAAUGCCCGAAACCCAACAGUGAUCGCAAUGCAGGACAAUUAUUGGACCCAACUUCAUCAGUAUUUGACAACAACUAUUACAAGCAAAUUAUUUCAGGCAAAGGUGUUUUUGCAUCAGACCAGAGUUUGUUGAAUGACUACAGGACUGGAUUGAUUGUUAAGGCAUUUGCCAAUGACCAAACUGUGUUCUUCAGGGAAUUUGCUGCUUCAAUGAUCAAGCUUGGAAAUGUUGGUGUCCUUGAAAAUGCAGAAGUUAGACUCAACUGCAGAGCUGUGAACUGAGAAAUGAGUGUGUUUGUACCUAUGUUUGUUCUUUUUGCUGUCUAAUAACUGAGGCUUAAUGAAAUACUAGUAUGAAAUA